Molecule: messenger RNA, 879 nt
Organism: Telopea speciosissima
Lineage: Eukaryota; Viridiplantae; Streptophyta; Magnoliopsida; Proteales; Proteaceae
Exons: 1
Coding region: 4-879 (291 amino acids)
Source: RefSeq, a predicted model, not a curated record
GAGAUGGGAAAUCCGAAUUCUCCUCCUUCAAUCCAACAUUUCAGCCACCCACAUCCCUUGGAGUUACAACUCUCUAAUCCCAAUCAAGCAACCAUGAACGUUAUGGUUUCAUGCUCAGGUUGCAAGUUUAAUGCUUCUGAUACUUUCUACAUCUGCAAGCCCUGCAACUACAUCCUUCAUAUCUCUUGUUCUAAAAUGGCUCAGCACAUCACUCAUCCUUCUGACCCAAAGCACACUCUCUCUCUCCUCCCUAUUCCUGCAUACCCAGAUGGGAUUUUCAAUUGCAAUGCCUGUGGAAGAUCAGGAAAUGGCUUCUCCUACCAUUGCCAAGCCUGCAACAUAGACAUACACACCCUAUGUGCCCUUAUGCCAUUGUCCAUUAAUCACCAAUUCCACCAUCACCCACUCACCCUUACCUUCUCACCUCCCUACCAGUGCAAGAGUUUCUCUUGUGAUAUAUGCCAGCAGAUGGGCUCUAACCAUUGGCUCUACAGGUGCAAUUUAUGUGAAUUUGAUGCUCAUCCGGGUUGUGCAAGAACUAAGCCCCCAACACCACCUCAGACUCAGCCGAUUUAUCAACAAACAGUACAGGGAGUUCCAAUUCCCCAGUAUCAAUGUAGACCUUGGGUUGUGCCUGCCGACAUGCCUUCAAACAUGAAUAACCCAAACCCAAAUCAGGUUGUGUUUGGAGCUGCCCGGCCUAAUCAGAGAAGUGUGCAGCAGGGUAAUGGUCUUUUAAGCAAUCUGCUUCAGAAUACCCACAGUGAUGCAGCUCAGCAGUUAGGUGGGACUUUGGUGCAAAGUAUUAUGGGUGGAGGUGGGAGUGGCGGCGAUGGUGGUGGCGUUGGUGGAGAUUUUUCAUCAAGUUUUGGUAACUAA